AUGAAAAAAUCAAAAAAUCAGUUCAGCUAUGAUGAUGAUGUACAGCAAUUUGCCAUGUUAGUUUACAUAUUUGGUGGUAGGAAUUGUUAUGAAUUUCUACGCUUGAAUUUAUGUUGUGCAUUGCCUCAUAUUUCCAACUUACAGAAACUGAUCCGAAAUCAUGAAGUGAAAAUGACCGAAUGUGAAUUUCGCUUUGAAUUACUGAAGCAAUAUUUACCAUCAAACAAUAUUCAAUAUGUAUUUUGUUCUGAAGAUUCAACCAGUUCUAUUUGUCGGAUCGAUUAUGAUGUUCAUAGUAAUUCUUUUAUAGGUCUUUCCUCUCCACUGAUUGACGGAUUGCCACAACCGAAUUUUUUUCAAACAGAUGAUUUUGAAGAAUUGAAAAUGUGGUUCAAUGAAUUUGAUCGAUCGAAAUUUAUUCAUGUUCAUAUGGUACAAUCUAUAGCACCGAAUACCUCUCCAAUGAUAUUAUCUGCUUAUGGUUCAAAUAAUAGAGCCACAUCUAUUGAUGUAUUUAGAAGAUGGUUAUAUAUUUAUGAACAAUGUUUGAGUCAAGGUACACGUGUGAUUGGUUUUAGCACGGAUGGUGACAGUCGUUAUUUGAAAGCAAUGCGUUUAUGUCUACGUUUUUUUGCUACAUUGAACAAUUUUGAUUUAUCAAAAUACAACGACAUAUUUGAAAUUACAUUGCCCGACUCAUGGUCAUGGUUUUUUAUGAAAAACCAGCAAAUUCUUCUUUUCAUGCAAGAUCCUAUACACGUGGCCACUAAAUUUAGAAAUCGACUUCUAUCGAAAGUUGCUUCAUUGAAAUUGGGAUCUUAUUCGAUAAAUAUUCAACAUUUAUUUGAUUUAAUUAACUUGAAGAAUAAACUAGAUCAUAAUUUAUUAAGAUCAGAUAUCAAUCCAAAAGAUCGACAAAAUUUUGCAUCAUGUGUGAAGAUUUCUUCUGAUAUUGUAUUAAAAUUGUUACAUGAUAUUGAUGAAUACAGGGGUACAUAUGUAUAUUUGUCAUUGUUGCGUUUGAUCAUAUCAUCAUUGAUCGAAAAAUCUACACCAAUUGAAAAACGAUUAUAUCAAAUAUGGACGGUGGUAUUCACAUGCAGACUAUGGAGAGCAUGGAUAAAGUAUUUGAAAUCGCCGAAUGAGAAUACUUCCGAUAGUUCAUUGUCUUCAAAGCAAUCAAAAAGGAAUUCUUUUAUAACAAGUCAAACAUAUUGGUGCAUUGAAAUCAACGCACAUACUUUACUCUAUAUGAUUUUAUUGAUAAUUAACAAUAAACUACCGAUUGAUGCUAUCAAUACGUAUAUGUUUAAUUCACAAACAUGUGAAAAUACUUUUCGAAUUGCUCGUUCAUUGUCAGGUGCUUACUCAUCGAUUAUCAAUUUUAGCGUCAAAUCGUUUUUGAAGAAAAGUGAAAAAAUCUCUAUUGUUAAUUCAAUAAAAGGUGGUGGCAUUCAUGCCGGUGCUUAUCAGUUCCGAUUUCCUCAGCAUCACAAAUCUCACAAAGAGACGUAUAACUAUACAAUUGAUCCAAUUAAAAACCUAACUCUAACGGAGUCUGAUGUUGAACAAAUAAUUGAAAGGGCAUUCGAAUCAGCCAAAGAAUUCAUAUCAUUUGUGAAAAUGAAUGAUUUUUUGAAAGAAACGAAAUUUGAUUCACUCUCUGGACUAAGUCACUUUACUAAAAUGGAUUUAGAUAGAUCAUCAAGAAUAACCGAUUAUUUAAGAAACGACGACGAAGAUUAUGAUAUUGAUAGCGAUGACGAAAACGACGACGACGAGAACGAUGAUGACGGCAAUGAUGGAGUUGAAGAUCGUCGACAGAAUUCUGACGGCAGCGACGACGAUAACGAUGAAGAUGACGGCAACGUUGUUUCAAAUGACCUUGGUGACGUGGAAAAAAGAACUUUCGACGGAUGUAGAAUUUACGACAAGAUUAACCCACAGAAUAUAAAUAAGUAUUUUCGUGUGCGUAUUGGAAAUUCAUUCAAGUACAUUCACAAACAGACGAGUUGUUGGCUCUUGAGUAAUGAGAAAAAUCAUUUAUCGAGUGAUCGAACAAUACGUGUACGUAGUUAA
Messenger RNA from Adineta ricciae, 2079 nucleotides. NCBI's taxonomy places the organism in Eukaryota, Metazoa, Rotifera, Eurotatoria, Adinetida, Adinetidae. The record is from the annotation of a GenBank genome assembly.